Messenger RNA from Perognathus longimembris pacificus (Pacific pocket mouse), 599 nucleotides. Its product is annotated as neudesin-like. Bases 1 to 471 code for a protein of 156 amino acids. NCBI's taxonomy places the organism in Eukaryota, Metazoa, Chordata, Mammalia, Rodentia, Heteromyidae. The record is from RefSeq and is a predicted model, not a curated record. Gene Ontology annotation, cellular component: membrane; endomembrane system. The transcript has a single exon.
AUGGCGGGUACCGCGCGGGGGUGGCCUUGGUGGCCGCUGGCAGCGCUGGCUCCCUGGCUGCCCGCCGCCGGGGCCGGACAGGCGCCGCGGCCUGCCGAGCGGGGACCCCCAGUGCGGCUCUUCACGGCGGAGGAGCUGGCUCAAUACUUGGCAGUGAAGGGAGUGGUGUUUGAUGUCACUUUUGGAAGAGAGUUUUACGGGCGAGGAGCCCCCUACAAUGCCUUGACUGGCAAGGACUCCCCCAAAGGUGUGGCCAAAAUGUCCCUGGAUCCAGCAGACCUCACCCAUGAUACCACCGGGCGUUCAGCCAAGGAGCUGGAAUCCCUGGAUGAUGUCUUUACCAAUGUGUACAAAACCAAAUACCCCAUCGUUGGCUACACGGCCCAGAGAAUUCUCAGAGAGGACAGCAGCCCCAACCUGGACUUCAAGCCUGAAGACCAGCCCCAUUUUGACAUAAAGGACGAGUUCUGAUGGUCCAUCUGCAAUGGGAGACUUGUGAAAAGGUGAGGCAGGGGCACAGACACUAAGUCUCCUGCCAGAUAGGCUUUUAGAAGCCUCUUGGUCACCCAGAUCUGAAUAAAGCCUACAUUAAAUCUGGA